CACUAGUGACAGUGCUUCUUCAGGAUCCCUUAAGGGAGAAAGGUCUGGAUUGUCAUAAUUUUGGCCAAAGCUUCAAUCUGAGCCCAAGCCUGAUGGCAUAUCAGGGAGUCCCUAUAGAAGAGAGACCACGUCUGUAUGACACAUGUGGCCUUGAUGCCUUCCAGCACAGUGAGGACCUAACUGACCAUGAGAGUGUUCCCAUAAGUGAAAGCCCAUUCAUAUGUAAUGGGUGUGGAAAAACCUUCAGAGGAAACCUUGACUUUAUUCAGCGUCAGAUAGCCAACACUAGAGAGAAGUCCUUUAUGUGUAAUGAAUGUGGAAAAUCCUUCAACCAAAACUCAGUUCUUAAAAACCAUCAGCCAUCUCUUGUGAGUGUAAAAGCCUACCAGUGUGGUGAGUGUGGGAAAGCCUUCUGUGGGUGUGCAGACCUUGCUAGGCAUCAGGUUCAUCACAGCAGAGAGAGGCCUUAUGUGUGUAGUGAAUGUGGGAAAGCCUACAGCCAGAAUUCAAGCCUUAAAAAGCACCAAAAGUCUCAUAUGAGUGAGAAGCCCUAUGAAUGCAAUGAGUGUGGAAAGGCUUUUAGGAGGAGCUCAAACCUUAUCCAACAUCAGAGAAUCCAUUCUGGGGAGAAACCAUACGUGUGUGACAAAUGUGGGAAGGCCUUCCGGCGGAGCUCAAACCUCAUUAAGCACCACAGGAUUCACACAGGGGAAAAGCCUUUUGAGUGUGGGGAGUGCAGGAAGGCCUUCAGCCAGAGUGCACACCUCAGAAAGCAUCAGAGGGUUCACACUGGAGAGAAACCUUAUGAAUGUAACGAUUGUGGCAAACCCUUCAGUCGAGUCUCAAACCUCAUUAAGCAUCACAGGGUUCACACUGGAGAGAAACCUUACAAGUGCAAUGACUGUGGGAAAGCAUUUAGUCAGAGUUCCAGUCUUAUUCAGCAUCAGAGAAUUCACACUGGAGAAAAGCCUCAUGUGUGCAACAUAUGUGGAAAAGCCUUUAGUUACAGUUCAGUGCUCAGGAAGCACCAGAUAAUCCACACGGGAGAGAAGCCGUAUGGAUGUAGCAUCUGUGGGAAGGCUUUCAGCCACAGUUCUGCUCUAAUCCAGCAUCAGGGAGUGCACACUGGUGACAAGCCCUACGAGUGCCAUGAGUGCGGGAAGACUUUUGGUCGUAGCUCCAACCUCAUCCUUCACCAGCGAGUCCACACUGGAGAGAAACCCUAUGAAUGUACUGAGUGUGGAAAAACUUUCAGCCAGAGCUCAACUCUCAUUCAGCACCAGAGGAUUCAUAAUGGUUUGAAACCCCAUGAGUGUAACCAGUGUGGUAAAGCCUUCAACCGAAGCUCAAAUCUUAUUCACCACCAAAAAGUUCACACUGGGGAGAAGCCUUACACAUGUGUUGAAUGUGGUAAAGGCUUCAGCCAGAGCUCACACCUUAUUCAGCAUCAGAUAAUCCACACUGGUGAGAGGCCGUACAAAUGCAGCGAGUGUGGAAAAGCCUUCAGUCAACGUUCGGUCCUAAUCCAGCACCAGAGGAUUCACAGUGGGGUAAAGCCCUAUGACUGCACUGUUUGUGGGAAAGCGUUCAGCCAGCGGUCAAAGUUGAUUAAACACCAGUUGAUUCACACUAGGGAGUAACCCUUCAUAUGCAUCGAGUGUGGGAAGUGCUUUGGACGGAGCUCCCAUCUCCUUCAGCAUCAACGAAUCCACACUGGUGAGAAACCCUAUGUAUGUAAUGUGUGUGGGAAAGCCUUCAGCCAAAGCUCGGUCCUCAGCAAACACAGGAGAAUCCACACAGGGGAGAAGCCCUACGAGUGUAACGAGUGUGGGAAAGCCUUCCGAGUGAGCUCCGACCUCGCUCAGCACCACAAGAUCCACACGGGGGAGAAGCCUCACGAGUGCCUGGAGUGUCGGAAAGCCUUUACUCAGCUCUCACACCUCAUUCAGCACCAGCGCAUCCAUACGGGAGAGAGGCCCUAUGUGUGCCCCUUGUGUGGGAAGGCCUUCAACCACAGCACCGUCCUGCGGAGCCACCAGAGGGUGCACACGGGGGAGAAGCCCCACCAGUGUGGUGAGUGCGGGAAGACCUUCAGCGUGAAGCGGACUCUGCUGCAGCACCAGCGGAGCCACACCGGGGAGAAGCCCUACACGUGCAGCGAGUGCGGCAAAGCCUUCAGCGACCGCUCGGUGCUCAUCCAGCACCACAACGUGCACACCGGGGAGAAGCCCUACGAGUGCAGCGAGUGUGGGAAGACCUUCAGCCACCGCUCCACGCUGAUGAACCACGAGCGCAUCCACACAGAGGAGAAGCCCUACGCGUGCUACGAGUGUGGCAAGGCUUUCGUGCAGCACUCACACCUGAUCCAGCAUCAGAGGGUCCACACUGGGGAGAAACCCUACGUGUGCAACGAGUGUGGGCACGCCUUCAGUGCACGCCGCUCCCUGAUCCAACACGAGAGAAUUCACACGGGUGAGAAGCCCUUCCAGUGCACGGAAUGUGGGAAGGCCUUUAGCCUGAAGGCAACUCUGAUUGUGCACCUGAGGACUCACACAGGCGAGAAGCCUUACGAGUGCAACAGCUGCGGCAAGGCCUUCAGCCAGUACUCGGUGCUCAUCCAGCACCAGCGCAUCCACACCGGGGAGAAGCCCUACGAGUGUGGCGAGUGUGGGCGAGCCUUCAACCAGCACGGGCACCUGAUCCAGCACCAGAAGGUGCACAGGAAGCUGUGAAUAGAAACUACAAGGGGCACGGCAGCCUUCUUGCCAGGGAGCUUGUUACCUCUACAAGACACGCUGAGUGAUCCAGUAUUACAUGCUCCCGAAGAAAGGCACAGGGCGUGUUCCUGUGGGAAAAGCUUCUGAGAAGGUCCGUUUAUCUUCCUCAACAUCUUGAAGUUACAUAGGAGGGUAAUGGUACAUUUGUAGCGAAUAUUGAUAAAGAUAGCCAUAAUUCUUUGUUUCUGUAACAUUAGUUUAUUUGAAGUAACUAAGGGAAGUAUAAGGACUGUUGUCUCAAUAAAAUUUACAUUCCAAAUAAAUUUUUUUUCCUUAGAACCUGCCUGCCUCUCCUAAAUACAAUUGACCAUCCUAGUCAUUGUACUUAAACUUAGAAUGUUGUACUAUUUUCAGUACUCUGUAAAAACACUAAAGUGCUGUGUGGAUAAAGUGAUAUUUUAAAAAAUAUUGUCAAGUAUCACCAUGUGAAAUAGCUGAAAAUUCUAAGUGCAUGGAAAUACCUGUUUUGUAUUUAAAAAAAAAAAAAGUUUAAAGAUACAUUAGUGAGAAGUGUCAUAAAUUUAGAAAACCCACUAUCUGGUGCUUUAACUUUAUUCAAGAUGAGAAGGAAUGUCCUGACACGUCAAUAAAAACUCAACUUAAAAAUGGGUAUUUUCCUGAAAAUCUGUCCUUAUGACCUAUAGAGUCUGCACUUCAGAGAUCGUGAAAUCUCUAGGGCCUGCAGAUCCCAGCCGGCCUAGGACAAGAACUCACACAAAGUGGUUCCUCUUCAUGCCCUAUGGUAUUUCCAAGAAAAUACUAGAGAUAAUUCUUUGGUGGAUACUUUUUUUUGUUUUGUUUUGUUUUUGGU
Messenger RNA from Chinchilla lanigera (long-tailed chinchilla), 3588 nucleotides. RefSeq names its product zinc finger protein 16 (gene Znf16). The record is from RefSeq and is a predicted model, not a curated record. Lineage: Eukaryota; Metazoa; Chordata; Mammalia; Rodentia; Chinchillidae. The transcript is spliced from 2 exons.